This is a messenger RNA of Aegilops tauschii subsp. strangulata, 858 nucleotides long. The record is from RefSeq and is a predicted model, not a curated record. Lineage: Eukaryota; Viridiplantae; Streptophyta; Magnoliopsida; Poales; Poaceae.
AUGGCUGAAUUAAAGAAUGAGAGUGAGGCUGCUUGGGAAUGGCUAAGCAAAAUACCUAAACACACUUGGGCCAGACAUGCAAUGGAUAUGAACUGCAAAACAGACUUAGUUGUUAACAAUCUAAGUGAGGUUUUCAACAAGUGGGUUCUAGAUGUCAGGGCUAAACCAAUUAGGACCAUGGUGGAUGGAAUUAGGACAAAGUUAAUGGUCAAGUUCAAUGCAAAUAGAACAAAGACUGAGACUGUAAGAUGGGAAAUUUGUCCAACAUAUGCUAAGAAAUUAGAGGAAGCAAAGAAGUUUGCAAGGAACUGUCAUGCUUUGAUGGCUGGGCCUAAUAUUUACCAAGUCACUAGUGGGGAGAGAACUUAUGCUGUGAACCUACAACAUAGGACUUGUGGGUGCAAGAAGUGGGAUAUGACAGCAGUUCCUUGCAAUCAUGCUGUUUCUGCCAUACACAAGGCUAAGCUUCAGCCAGAGGACUUUGUUCAUGAUUUCUUCAAAAAAAAGAUGUACCUGGCAGCUUACAGUCCCAUUAUAUAUCCUGUACCUGGACCUGAUAUGUGCCCAAGGACAGACAGUAUGGACAUUGAGGCUCCAGUUUUCAAAGAACACAAGGGAAGGGCACAGACUAAGAGGAGAAAGGGCCAAUAUGAGAAGCCAGCUCCCAAAGACACCUCAAGAAUGGCCUCAAUUACCUGCUCUAAUUGCAAAAAGGUUGGCCAUAGAUACACCAACUGUAAUGUUGCUUUGAAUCCAUCACUGGCAAUGAGAAAGAACAGGCAUGAGCCAAGCAGCAGCUCCUAUGAACCUGAUGCAGCCACACCAGCAAGGAGGGCCUCUUCUGCUGCUGGUGCUUGA